AUGAGUUCAAAAAUACACUCAGUUGAUGUGGAAAAAGAUGCUUUCUCAAAUGCUAUUUCUGAGAUUGAAAUUCUGAAGAGAAGAAAGAAAGAAGAAAUAGAGAAACAACAAGUUCUUGAAAUACAGGAACUUGAAAAAGCAAGCAAGAUUCUUGGAAAGCAGUGUCUGAGUGAGAUGAAUGAAGAAGUUCUGUUAAUUCUUCAUGCUCAGGCCAGACAACUACAGGAGGUGAUCAAGGUCAAACUUGGAAUCUCAAACACAGUUCAAAAAACCUUGAAAAUUCCUAGUACAAUCACUGACUCUUCAUCUUACUCUUCUUCUUUCUUUCUUCCUACUUCUUCUUCUUCUUUGAAUCAGAAGAAAACAUAUGCUCAAGCAGCUGAAUCUGCUGUCUCUAAACCUGCUGUCUCAAAACCUGCUCAAAAUCCUGAGAAAACUGAGAAGAAUACUGCUCAUGCCUCUAUUCAUAGAAAAGUGGAAAAGAAAAUGCAAAAAGAGAAAAACUUUCAAAUCUCUAGAAAUAGAAGACUCAUUCUCAAAGUCUCAAACCAGGACAUUCUGCAAAGAAACAAGCUAAACUCAAAUCUCAUUUUCAGAAUCAGAAAUGAAAUUAAUCAGCAGUUCUUUUCUCAGUUGAUGACUGAUAUUGAAGUUCAAAAACCAGUUAUAGCUUCAAUUGAGCCAUCAUUCUUUGGAAACUCUAUUAUUCUGACUACAAUGCCUGAAUUCAGUGCUGAAUUCCUUAUUCAGAAUGAGAAUCUCUGGAAGUCAGCAGUAGAAUCAUUGCUAAACACAAUAAUUCUAUCUGAAAGAGAUGAAAAGUGGGGCAAAUUCAUUCUUCAUGAUAUUUCAGUUGAAAUUUUUGACUGUGAAGAAGGAAUGCUACUUCUCAAAAAUGAAUUGAAAGAAUACAACUCCAUUCAACUGAGAAAGGAGCCUGUAUGA
Molecule: messenger RNA, 945 nt
Organism: Blastomyces dermatitidis ER-3
Lineage: Eukaryota; Fungi; Ascomycota; Eurotiomycetes; Onygenales; Ajellomycetaceae
Exons: 1
Coding region: 1-945 (314 amino acids)
Source: RefSeq, a predicted model, not a curated record